Molecule: messenger RNA, 1691 nt
Organism: Camellia sinensis
Lineage: Eukaryota; Viridiplantae; Streptophyta; Magnoliopsida; Ericales; Theaceae
Product: transcription factor TCP15
Cellular component (GO): nucleus
Molecular function (GO): DNA-binding transcription factor activity; sequence-specific DNA binding
Source: RefSeq, a predicted model, not a curated record
UUUGUUGCUUAAAGCUUUGCUCCCCCACUACCUCCCUUAUCUUUUCUCUCUCUCUCUCUUUCUCUCUCUCUCACCUCCAAUCUAGAGAGAUAAAACAAACAACCCACCUGCCUCCAGCUCCCAUAUGAAUGGAAUUACACCAAUCUAUACUUCUUGGAGAGAGAAAGAAACAGAGAGAAAGAGACCCACAAAUCAUCAAAUUGAGGGUCAAUCUACAGAUGUACUAGCUACAAAAAAAUAUAUAUAAUCAUUUUCAUGUAUUCAUACAUAUGAUCAUGGAAGCACAAAAUGGUAUGCGCUGGCCAAAUUUCCCAUUUCAAUUACUAGAGAAAAAAGAAGAAGAAGAAGAAAAACAAUCAAUUUCCGCCGCCGAAAGUGGGGGCGAAACCACCACAAGCCGCCAGCAAGUGGUGGCGGAUCCGACACCGCCACCCAAGAAGCCGCCACCGAAGAGGGCAUCGACGAAGGACCGACACACCAAAGUGGACGGCCGGGGCCGCAGGAUCCGAAUGCCGGCGACUUGCGCCGCUAGGGUUUUCCAGCUGACAAGAGAGCUCGGCCACAAGUCCGAUGGAGAGACCAUCGAGUGGCUGCUCCAACAGGCGGAGCCGGCAGUGAUUGCCGCCACUGGAACGGGAACAAUUCCGGCCAAUUACAGUUCUCUUAAUAUAUCUCUCCGGAGUUCUGGGUCUAGUAUGUCAGCUUCUUCCCAUUUUAGAACGAGUUUGUUCGAUCCGAAUCUCUCCACGGCAUCAUUGCGGCCGCAGAGCAAUUGGGAACGGAGUGUGGAAGAGUCACAGCGCAGGAUUUUUUUCUCUGGCGCUGGAAUCUCCCCGACAGCAGAGAAUUCAUCGAAUUCAUCGACAUUGCUGAAUUUUCAUACUAGUACUUUGAAUUCCAUGUUACAAGCCAAGCAACUAGAGUUGCACGAGACAAAAAGGCCGCCACUGGAGCAAGAUCAUCCGGGGAGCUACAUGUUGCAUUCGAGUUCUGGUACAAUUCCGGGGAGCUAUGGGGCGGUGUCGCCACCGGGGUCAAUGUGGAUGAUGAGCAAUUCUAGUAACCAAUUGCUUAACGGGGUUGGUGGUGGUGGUGGUGAACCGAUAUGGGCAUUGCCUUCUUCUAUGAGUGCUAGCGGGCUACAUUUUAUGAAUUUUGCUGCCCCAAUGGCUCUCUUGCCUGGCCAACAAUCGAGUCUGGGCGGUGGUGGUAGUGGUGGCGGCGGCAGUGGGACGGUGGUGGCAGACAGGCAUUUGGGGUUGCUGGCAGCGAUCAAUGGGUUUAGGCCAGUUGUGGCGGCAGGUGGUUCUGACUCUCAGGUAAGUGGGUUGAAUUUGCAUCAUGGAGGAGAUGAUCGGCAUGAUACAAACAGUCAUCACUCUUAGAUCAAUUAGAAGUGUAUGGGUUUAGCGUUGGCCAUGCAGUAAACUUUGGCGUUAAGAUUUAAGGUCUUGACUUCGAAUUAUCUAAAAAAAUAAUUGGGGGUUAGGAUUGUGCCCAAGCUGGUUCAAACACCUAAUUAUUAUAAAAAAAAAUAAAAAUGUAUGGAUUGAUGAUGUUAUUUUGUUUACAUCUAUUUGUACAUGUAUGGGCUUGGAAGUUGCAACAAGAAGCUCCAAUCUUAUUGCCUCGCAUUUGAGUAAUUUUGGGUUUUGAAUAUAUGCCAUUUUGGUGUGAGAAUUUUAGGGUUU